Trichophyton rubrum CBS 118892 is the source of this 1853-nucleotide messenger RNA. RefSeq lists its product as uncharacterized. The record is from RefSeq and is a predicted model, not a curated record. The coding region runs from base 1210 to 1725 and encodes 171 amino acids. The transcript is spliced from 4 exons. Gene Ontology annotation, biological process: late endosome to vacuole transport via multivesicular body sorting pathway; protein targeting to vacuole. NCBI's taxonomy places the organism in Eukaryota, Fungi, Ascomycota, Eurotiomycetes, Onygenales, Arthrodermataceae. Gene Ontology annotation, cellular component: Vps55/Vps68 complex; fungal-type vacuole membrane.
CGACCCCAGCCAGUAUGACUGGAGUCGGGUCUUGCGUGAAGACCAGUCUCUGGCCUACACCAGGAAAUGCCUAUAACUUCUAAAUAUUGAAGUUCUUAUAAUGGCAUUUAUGUAUUGCCUAUUGAAAGGAGGCAGAUAAAAUUUAUAUUCAAGUCAGCCACUAGCAAGCAUGAGAGGAGGAUUUGUGAGUAGGAUGGUGGGAUUUACGGAAGAAAGAGAGGGGGGAAAGAAGGAAGAAAGAAAAGUCACAAAAGAAUUAAGAGAGCAGGAGGUAUUUAUACCUUCUCUCACGUGCAGCAAACGCGCUAAUGCUAAGCGAGGAUUCAUCUCGCAUAAGUGACUGGCUUAAACAGUCACGUUGACCUUCCAGAUAGGUGUUCCAGAUGUUCCAGCCAGUAACAAAAAAAGGCCACCUAUGGUAUUUGUGUCUAGAGAAACAUCUAGCAAGAGGCCAGUAUAAGAUAUACUACAGUACAGAUCAUAUGUAGCCAAACAGAAGGAGGCGCUUUUAUAGAGUAUAGGAAAUUUAUUAAAAGGUAGAUGUAUUUGAAGCAUGAGCACUCCUUCAGCCAGACACAUGUAUCUACCUCUAGGGAAUAGACAUUAACCCAUCCUCAGAUUGAUGUCCUAGUUUAAGGGGUAUAAUUAAAUAAAGCAAAGGUAUAGUAUACUCAUGUAGAAUAAGCUGUUCUCAUCAUUCUUCGUCAUGUAAAGUAGGGUAACAGAAACCGAUAUUGAAGAUUUAGAUUGGAGAUUUCUUCCAUUCCCCGAAUAGAAUAGGUGUUGGUGUUUUCAUGCCGUCAACUUCUAUCCAGUUGAUUUACAAUCAGCUAAAUAGGUGGGUAUAAGGCAUCAAUGAGUGGUGCUGAGUUCUGGAAAGUAAAUGGCCUCCAGCCUUUGCUUCGUUGAUGCUUCUCAACAUUGACUUUGAAAAAAAAUCUUUAUCCAACUCUGCAUAUUGUACCACGUGACUAAUAAUUAUUACAUAAGCUAGUGACGUUUUGGCUUUCAGGCGCCCGUGAUGCGCUUUUGCAGGAAGCCGGCGUUGGUUGACCAAAGGCAUAACAACCGCAUACUCAACAUUGACCCUGACAAGGGCUGGCUGUCAUUUCUAACUUGUGCAUCUCCGAGAAACUCCCAAAUCUGCUUGAUUUGUCAAACAUUUAGAACCCCGGAUAUCCCACGACUGACUACACGGAUACUUCCACCAUGGACGACUCAGACAACCGUCUAUUCCGGUUUACCAAGUGGUUUAACAAUGCCAACACUCGUACAUCUGGCAUAUAUGCCUCUGGUGCAUUAUUCUCCAUCGGCCUCUUCUUCCUUAUCGACGCAGCUUCAUUCUCUCACAGCCCCAAAAAUGGUUCAGAGGUGCAUGUGAAGUUCGUAGACUGGAUCCCCGGCAUCUGCUCUGCCUUGGGGAUGCUCGUCAUCAACUCUAUUGAAAAGUCGCGCCUGAGUGCAGAUAGCUUCAGCUAUUCUGGGGAUAGCGUGGCCUGGAAGGCGAGAUUUGUGCUAUUCUUGGGCUUUGCGUUGUUGGCUGGUGGACUGGCUGGGAGUGUAACGGUCCUGGUUCUGAAAUACGUCAUCCACGGUUACCCGCUACAGACACUUUACUUUGGUAUUGCGAACGUCGUUGCUAACGCACUGGUGAUGAUGAGCUCUGCCGUCCUGUGGAUUGCACAAAAUAUGGAAGAUGACUAUACCUAUACCCUUGCUCUAUAAUACCGGAGCCAUCGUCUUCGAGUUCACUCUGUUCGGCUUGUUUCCAUCGUUAUGUUAUCCAUGUUUUCCUGUUUCGUAUUUAUUGUUCCUCUUGUAGAAUAUUUUGAGUAAUGAUACUAUUAUAAACU